Suillus subaureus is the source of this 956-nucleotide messenger RNA. Its product is annotated as DOPA-like domain-containing protein. The transcript is spliced from 5 exons. The record is from RefSeq and is a predicted model, not a curated record. Bases 264 to 746 code for a protein of 160 amino acids. Lineage: Eukaryota; Fungi; Basidiomycota; Agaricomycetes; Boletales; Suillaceae.
AAGCAAGACUACGCCUUAGCUCUACAAAGACUUUACAUGACUUUAAUUCGAACGUCACGGUAAUUAAUACUGCAGCGGUCACAGUACCACUGAGUAGUACUAAUGGCGCAAAUGCCUCACUAAACUAAUCAUCGCACAGACUCCGUAUACUCCAAUUGUCCGUAUGGUUUGCUCCAAUAUAAGGUCUCCCCGAGUUGACUCUAUUCUUGUCGUUAUCGUCCUCGUAACGACACCAAAAACCCCCACCUUACAGUAAGCCUAACAUGAGUCAGUGGCCAUCUCUUCUAGCAGGGUAUGAGGGUGCAGAACCUCUUCCAACCACCUUCAAUCCCGACGGAAAAUCUCUUUACAACCUACCUGGUCUCCGUUCGGCUGCCUACGACGAAUUCCCGAAGCAAUUUAAUCCGUCUAAGAAUGGGUUUGACUUCCACAUCUAUCAUAUGCCCGCCGUCGCUGCUCAGGCGCAGUAUGCGAAAGAACUAUACGAGCGUGUAAGGAGGGAAUUUCCAGAGUUACGUAUACAUAAGUUCUGGGAUGAACCAUACGGCCCCCACCCUACUGCCAUGUUCGAGGUAGAUACAUUCAAUCCCCACCAGACUGGAGCAUUCUUUUCCUGGCUUGUUGUCCAUCGGGGGCCUUGCGACGUCCUCGUCCACCCGAACACUGGCGAUGUACUCAGAGAUCAUAAAGAGUUGGCAACAUGGAUUGGAAGGAGAUGGCCAUUGUAUGAGGAAUGUCUUGUAUGACCCACUCGUUCGAGUUGAAGACAUACUUGGAUUCGGAGCGUUCCUUUAGUACGAAGAUUUUCUAUCCUUUGUGGCAUCAGUCUCACAGAAACUCGGCAUGAUUCAUUCAUGUAGUAUACCACGGCUUGUCUUCCAUUUUAGCUGAUGCAUUCACGAUUGGUCAAACCAGUUUGUCUCUAUUCAGAUAUCUGAUCUGGUGUCAUGUUGGCA